This is a messenger RNA of Diachasma alloeum, 2295 nucleotides long. RefSeq names its product arylphorin subunit alpha (gene Hex70c). The record is from RefSeq and is a predicted model, not a curated record. The transcript is spliced from 4 exons. Lineage: Eukaryota; Metazoa; Arthropoda; Insecta; Hymenoptera; Braconidae. Bases 1 to 2193 code for a protein of 730 amino acids.
AUGUUGAGAGAGUUGUUGGUAUUGGCCCUGACGGGCUUCUGCCUUGCUCAGGCAGCGGGCAUUGAGACCCACACUGCUGACAUGGACUUCCUCCACAAGCAGAAAAAGAUCUACGAACUUUUCUUCUACAUCGACCAGCCCAAGCUCAUUGGCAGCGAGUUCUACGAAGUUGGACGCAGCUAUGACAUCGAGCAAAACAUUGACUUGUACAAGGACAAGAUGGUUCCCCGCGAGUUUCUGUACAGAUUCAAACUGGGCAUGCUUCCCAGAGGUGCCCUAUUCUCGGUCUACUACAAGGAACAUCGCGAAGAACUCCGCGUUCUCUUCAAACUGUUCUACUACGCCAAGGACUUUGCCACAUUCUACAAGACUGCAUCCUGGGCUCGUCUCUACAUGAACGAAGGAAUGUUCAUUAUGGCUCUUACCACCGCUGUUAUGUACAGACCAGACUGCAAACACAUUGCCCUUCCACCCAUGUACGAAGUGUACCCACAGCUCUUCUUCAAUAAUGAAAUCAUUCAGGAUGCUCAGCGUAUCAAAAUGACUGGAUACAAAAAAGAAAUGGGUGUAGGCAACGUCGAGACAUUCUUGAUCAACACCAACUACACCACCUCCUUCAUGAAGUACUUCGCCGAUAAAGAGUACGAGCUUGACUACUUCUACGACGAUGUUGGCCUGAACAACUACUACUACUACAUCCGCAGCAUCUUCCCCUUCUGGAUCAGCUUGAAGGACCUCGAAGUACCAAAGCAGAUACGUGGAGAGCUCUACUACUACGUCCACCAGCAGCUGAUGGCCCGCUACUAUCUGGAACGUCUGAGCAAUGGAUUCGGCGAGAUCGAGGACUUCAAUAUGUACAAGAAAUUCGCCCCAGGAUACUUCUCAACCCUCGUCUACGCAAACGGCGUUGCCCAGCCAAGCCGCGAUAGUUACAGCGAAGUGCCAGCCUACAAAUACAAAUACGUCAAGGAGAUCAAAAAUAUUGAGUACCGAAUUCUGGCCGCCAUUGACUCUGGUUACAUCAUAGACAAGGAGGGCAAGCAGUACAGCCUCUACUCCCACGAGGGAUUGAACUACCUAGGAAACCUGAUCGAGGGCAACGGUGACUCCUGCAACACCCGCUUCUACGGCUCCAUCGACGUCCUCUACAGAGACAUCUUUGGCUUCAACUACGACUGCAAGCACAAGAACUGCGUCAUACCAAGUGCCCUCCAACUGUUCAGCACAAGUCUUCGUGACCCAGCCUUCUACCGCCUGUACAAGACGAUCAUCGGCUACUUCUACAGAUACAAAAGCAACCUGCCAGCGUACACCAAGAACGACUUGGAGUUCUCCGGAGUCUUCAUUGAAGACGUCAAGCUUGACCAGCUGUACACAUUCAUCGAGGAGUAUGACUACCUGAUCAACAACGCCGUGACUGUUAACAACUACAAGGACGGCAUGAACUUCAACGUGAAGGCUAGGAAAUACCGUCUCAACUACAAGCCGUUCACGUACCAGAUUGACGUCAAGAGUGAGAGGACCACCAAGGGUAUGGUGCGCAUCUUCAUGGGACCAUCCUACGAUGACAGAUACUUCAAGAAACAGACCUACUUCUACUACAACUGGUACAACUUCGUUGAAGUUGACAAAUUCAUUGUUGAGUUGAAGACUGGAUUGAACACAAUUGAGCGCAAGAGCACAGCCAGCAGUCUCACAGCUAAGGACUUCCCCGGUGGUGACAAAUUCUACAAGAAACUGCUCAAGGCUGUCGAAGGAAACGAGCCAUUCACCUACACCGACAAACUGUACGGCUUCCCAGACAAUCUGUAUCUUCCACGCGGUCGCGUUGGUGGAUAUCCAUUCAAACUCUUUGUCUUCAUCUACCCGAUCGACGAGGCCAACCUCACCACCUUCGACAUCCCACUGUUCGGCAAGAUGCUCUACGACGGCAAGCCCUUCGGCUUCCCACUGGACAGACCCAUGUAUCCAUGGUAUUAUGACCUCAAGAACAUGUACUUUAAGGAUGUAUAUGUCCACUACAUGAAGGAGAACGUGGAGGGCUACCAGUACCAGAAGGAGCUCUACGGAUCCCAACAUUUCACCGAGAAAUACGAGACGUAUGGCCAGCAGUACCCAAAGUACGAAAAGUUCGGCAAGUACUACGGAAAGCACGACGUGUACCCAAUGGACAUAGAGAAGACCAUGUUCUAAGCGACACUGUGUAAUUGAUUCCAAUGUUGAUCAUGUUGAAUCUAUCAUGAGCCAUUGUAUAAUGAAAUUUUCGGUGAAAUAAAAAUUAUUCUUCAAGUUUAA